This is a messenger RNA of Drosophila mauritiana, 2170 nucleotides long. RefSeq lists its product as uncharacterized. The record is from RefSeq and is a predicted model, not a curated record. The transcript is spliced from 5 exons. Lineage: Eukaryota; Metazoa; Arthropoda; Insecta; Diptera; Drosophilidae. Bases 391 to 1782 code for a protein of 463 amino acids.
CUCAGUUUGUCAUUUGCACGCGCUUACGCCGGUUGGCCGCCCAACAAAAACAAGGCUGUAGAAUAAAAAAAACCGCCUGACCGACCGCUCGCGUGUUUUUAGUUUUAGCAGCUAAUAUAAAUACAUAAAUGCGACUAUUUACUUGGGCAAUUUGCGACUAAGAUAAGAAACACCUUGAAAGAUAAGGCUGGAGCGAAACGGUCUAUAAUCGGCAGUUCUACGGAACGCUCACGGCAGAGAGCAGUGCACAGUAGAGCGGACGGUAAACACAACUAGAAAAUGAACAAAGAGUGGACCGGAGAAUAGAGAAGGCGAAACGAGCGAGGGCGCGCAAAAGGCACCAGUUAAUAUGAGUGAAUAAUUGGCCACAGGCGGAUCAGUCGACCAAUCAUGCGGAAUAUCAGAAAUCUCAAGGAUCCGACGACAUGGACGCGGAUUCUCCUGCCGCUCCUCUCCUGCCUACUCCUCGCUGUCCGGGCGGAUCUGGUGAAUGUCACCUGCGGGGAGUACGGCAAUACCAUCACUUGCGACUGCAAUAACUCCGACCAGACCAUGGGCUUGCCAUCGUUGCGCGGAAAUGUCUACAUUAUUGAGAUCCGCAAUUGCCGCGAUCUUCUGGUGGAGGCCAAUCGGCUGGCGAACACGAUGGGCCUGCGCAAGGUGGUCUUCCGCCAGGUGGGCCAACUGGUGCUCCGGGAGCACGCGCUCAGUGUGCCGCGAUAUGCCAGCAAUAAGGCACUGAUCGUGGAGUUCGAGCAGACGAACCUCAAGCUGAUCGAAUCGCAUGCCAUCAACGGCAACAUCGAGGAGAUCUCGUUCGUGGGCGGGCGGAUUGAGCUAAUGAAGCCUUUCGGGUUCACCACCACCAAGGAUAGUGCCAUACUGCUCAAGCUGGACGGGGUCACCAUUCAGCGCAUCGAGAGUCAAGCCUUUAAGAAAUUCGCCGUGGAGCAGAUGAGCAUCGCCAACUGCCAAUUCCUGGGCGAUCUGCCCACGCGCGCCUUCUACGAGCUCGAAGUGACCAACGAGCUGAGUCUGCGAGGUAAUCAGUUCCAGGAGGUCCACUCCCAUGCCUUCUCCUUCAAGCUUGUCUCCAAGUUAAGCCUGAGUGAUAACCAUUUCCUGUCCGUGGAUGGUGAGUGGUUGGAAGCCCAAAUCAGAGAUGCGGCGACAAUACGAGGGAACGAGUUCGGGGCCACCAGUGAGAUUGCCUUUCGCAGCCUCACCGUUCAUCGUUCGUAUCAGUUGAGCGAGCGUCUGGAGCUGCGUUUCCACAACAACAGUCUGCGCAGUUCGCGACCAGGUGCAGAUCUUCGGGUCGAUGGCACCGCCGAGAAUGUGGCACCACAACCCCUCCGAUUCGACAAUAGCUUCGCGCUCAACGUACGCGAUAUCCGCUAUGAUAAUGCCUGGAGCUGCGAGCAGCUGGACAGGAAUGUGGAGCCACCAUUGCCGCGAGCGGAGUUCUUCCGACUGCACAGCGAUCAGCUGAUGUUCCAUCCGCCCGAUUUUGGCGGACAAGGCCAAAUCCAGCCGUAUAUCCCACUGCGAUCCCUGAUCACGGAUGAGUGCCGGGAGCGCAGCUAUCUGGCCUAUAUUAUCUCGGGUAGUGUUCUUCUGGGACUGCUGCUGCUCGUCCUGAUACUUUUGCUGUGGUGGCGCGUAGUCCAGAAGCGACGACGUCGCAAGCUGGACGUAGUGCAGCCAGAACCGCGCACUUACAAGGAAACCCAGAUCGUAUACCAAAUCGAGAACGCUGGCCUGCUAAAGACUGAUUUGUAGACGCCAAGGAAAGACACAUCAUAGAUCACAGAUGCCUGUUUUGCACUGUUUUUCAGUACCAUAGCAGAGCAUCUACGCACAAGAGACACAGAGCUGAAUGAAGCUAGAGGAGCGGUGGGCGGUGGAAUGGUUGGAGCACCAUUGCCAUCAUUAUCACCACCGAUCAUACGGAACCACCAAUGCGUGACCUUUCGCUGUACCAAAACCAUAGCCUACAGUUAGUCGUAAUAUAUCUUAAUCUAAUUAUUCAUAACUCGCAAUGUUCGUCAGUUGUAAGUGGCCCAUGUAUAUAGUCGCAUGUAGGCUGGGAUCUUGCCCAGAAAUAUCCAGGUGGGUUAGCCAUAUCCCACCAAAUACGUAUAUGGAAUAAAUCAAUUUAAAGCCAAAA